UUGAGUAUGAACCAAAUGAAUAGGGGUUGAGGUUGAGUGUGAGUCAACGCUAUACCUCUGCUAUGCCUAUUUCACUUUUGAGUUUUGAUCACUGCACCUGCUGUGCCUAUGUGUGUGCUGUCUACUCUUCUCUACUCUGCUCUGCUCUGCUCGUCCUCAGAUCCAUCCAUCUUCUCCUCCCUACCCAUCAUCACUCACGCUGCUGCUUAACUACUGUUUUCCCUACCACCAUUCUUUCGCUCUCGAGUUUUCCUGCUCACUGCUCCGCCCCUGCGCUCCCAUGAUGCAAUCAGGAUAUGAUAUCAAUCAUCUUGUUCGGGAAGCUCAAACUCGGUGGCUCAAGCCAGUUGAAGUGUUUCUCAUCUUACAGAAUUAUGAGGAGCACCAGCUCACCCACCAAAUCCCUCAAAAACCACCUAGUGGAUCUUUGUAUCUGUUCAACAAGCAAGUACUAAGAUUUUUUCGCAAAGAUGGUCAUAGGUGGCGUAGAAGGAGGGAUCAGAGAACUAUUGCUGAAGCACAUGAACGGCUUAAGGUUGGGAAUGUAGAAGCCCUAAACUGUUAUUAUGCCCAUGGGGAGGAGAAUUCUAACUUUCAAAGGCGCAGCUAUUGGAUGUUGGAUCCGAAAUACGAGCACAUCGUUCUUGUUCACUACAGAGAUAUUGGCGCAGGAAAGCAGAAUGCUGGAUCAACGUCUCAGUUUUCAACAUUUUGUUCAUCUGCCGUCAAUCCUAGUCAUAACUCUUUACCAACACAACAACCAGACUCUUCUUUUGACAUUGGUGAAUCUUAUGAAUUGAAUCAUAAUCAAUCAAGUCCCAGCUCCGUGGAGAUUAGCUCUAGUCAAAUGAAGGAUCCUGUGCCAAAUCAUUUCGAUAUUAUAGAGAGAACUGAUGAGGUCAGUAGUUCAUCAGUGCCGGAUUUAAGUCGGGCAUUGCGAAGAAUUGAACAGCAACUGAGUUUAAAUGAUGAGGAGGUGGAAGAAAUGAAGACGUUCUAUGUCGAGAAUGAGGAUUCAAAUGAUUUAGAAGACGUGCUAUGUGAUUAUGAAUUAUCUGGUCAGACACCAAAUGUUCCAGAUCUUCUUCCAGAACAAUCAGAAUUAGGAGCGAAACCAAAAGCGGCAUGGGGGGUGCUCAUGGGGCAUGACUUUAAAGGUGACGGAGUUCAACAACGUCAUCAACUCCCAGCAGUAGAAGUUGACAUUUGGAAUGAGGUGCUAUACAGCUCCCAGAAGUUGCCAAAUCUUGAGUUGCAAACAAAACUUGGGGCAGAGUAUGCUAUUCUUUCAAGUCUACAACAUGUAGAUUCUCAGAAAUACCAUGCAUAUUCUUCUGUACCACAUGCGUAUGGGACCACUCAACACUACUAUUCAUCAUUAUUUGACCAAGAUGGUUCGGGAACUUCUCUUGAAAGUAACAUAAGUUUGACCUGUGCCCAAAAGCAGAAGUUCACUAUCCGUGAGAUAUCUCCAGAUUGGUGUUAUUCAUCCGAGGGUGCAAAGAUCAUCAUUAUUGGGUCUUUCCUCUCUGAUCCAUCAGAGUGUGCAUGGGCUUGUAUGAUUGGUGACUCUGAAGUUCCAGUUCAGAUUAUUCAGGAAGGUGUCCUCUGCUGCCAUUCUCCACCUCACUUUCAGGGAAAAGUCAAUAUUUGCAUCACUUCUGGGAAUCAGGAAUCUUGUAGUGAAGUUAGGGAGUUUGAAUAUCGUGCUAAGCCUAAUGUUUGUACACACAGUAAUCUACCUAAAACAGAGGUUAAUAAGAGUUCCGAGGAACUCUUGUUGCUUGUCAGAUUUGUGCAAAUGCUACUAUCUGAUCUCCUGCCAAAAGGAGAUGUCUCUAGAUCAAGAAUUAAUUUGUUGGGGAAAUCAAGGAUGUCUGAGGACUCAUGGAGCCAAAUCAUUGAUUCACUUUUAGUUGGCACUUCAACAUCAUCAAGCACUCUUGAUUGGCUUCUCCAAGAACUUCUGAAGGACAAGUUGGAAGUGUGGCUUUCAUGCAAAUUACAGAAGAACAACCUCAGAGGCUGCUCUUUAUCAAAGAAAGAACAAGGUAUCAUACACAUGGCCGCUGGAUUGGGGUUGGAAUGGGCGUUGAAACCAGUUCUGAAUUCUGGAGUAAGCAUUAAUUUCCGCGACAUUAAUGGGUGGACUGCACUUCACUGGGCCGCACGAUUUGGGAGGGAAAAGAUGGUUGCUGCUCUGAUAGCAUCGGGUGCAUCAGCUGGAGCAGUUACAGAUCCCAAUUCACAGGACCCUACUGGUAAGACAGCAGCAGCAAUUGCUGCUACCUGGGGCCAUAUGGGACUUGCUGGUUAUCUUUCAGAAGUUGCGCUAACUAGUCACCUGUCAUCCCUCACACUGGAGGAAAGUGAACUAUCUAAAGGAUCUGCUGCCGUCGAAGCAGAAAGAACAGUGAAUAGUUUAUCAAAGGAAAGCUCCUCUUCCAAUGAGGAUCAGGUUUUUCUUAAGCAUACACUGGCUGCGGUUCGGAAUUCUGCUCAGGCUGCUGCACGUAUACAGUCUGCCUUUCGUGCUCAUUCAUUUCGGAAGAGGCAGCAGAGAGAAGCUGCAGUUGCCAUUGGUGAUGCUGUUAGAGAUGAAUACUGCAUAUUAGCACACAACAUUCGGAGGAUUUCAGAGGCUUCAAAGUUGGCGUUCCGCAAUGUACGUGACUAUAACUCAGCUGCUUUAUCUAUUCAGAAGAAAUAUAGAGGCUGGAAAGGUAGGAAGGACUUCCUUGCAUUCCGCCAGAAAGUUGUAAAGAUACAGGCUCAUGUGAGGGGCUAUCAGGUGAGGAAGAAUAGUAAGGUUUGCUGGGCAGUUGGCAUACUGGACAAGGUUAUACUAAGGUGGCGCAGACGAGGAGUUGGUUUGCGAGGAUUUCGACAUGACUCAGAAUCUAUCGAUGAAAGUGAGGACGAAGACAUCCUUAAGGUGUUCAGGAAGCAGAAAGUGGAUGCAGCUAUUGAUGAAGCUGUCUCUAGGGUGCUGUCUAUGGUUGAAUCUCCUGAUGCACGUCAGCAAUAUCAUCGCAUUCUUGAAAAGUAUCGUCAAGCCAAGGCUGAGCUUGAAAGUGCGGAGUCAGACACAGCAUCCUCUUCUGCUCCUCACAUUUCAUCAUAUCAGGGCGUACUUUCCCAUAUGGAAAAUGAUGAGAUUACCAGUUAACGUAGUUGCAGUUGCUGGUCAUUCAAAAGUUUGCUUCCUUCUGUAAUUGCUUUGUUCCAGCUAGAGGGAUGUAGUGAUUAUGUAUUUUUCGCUGGUGGAUGUCAUGCUAAAAUUCAUGGCUAAGCCCAAGGCAGUUUCGGGUAUAAAAACUGAGAGUGUGAAGGAAAUCAUACGCAUACGAUACGGCAUACAUUGACGUUGCCCAAAGUCUUCUACUCGACCUGUCGUUCUUGCUCCUUUGCACCUUUUUAAUUAGCACACACAAACUGUAUUAUUGGAACUUUAUUUUAAUUGGAGAAAUCAAUAUGGAGAAUUAGGAUAUUGAUA
Messenger RNA from Sesamum indicum (sesame), 3496 nucleotides. RefSeq names its product calmodulin-binding transcription activator 4. Gene Ontology annotation, biological process: regulation of transcription by RNA polymerase II. The record is from RefSeq and is a predicted model, not a curated record. Gene Ontology annotation, molecular function: double-stranded DNA binding; protein binding; transcription coregulator activity. Lineage: Eukaryota; Viridiplantae; Streptophyta; Magnoliopsida; Lamiales; Pedaliaceae. Gene Ontology annotation, cellular component: nucleus.